Messenger RNA from Medicago truncatula (barrel medic), 2214 nucleotides. Its product is annotated as CBS domain-containing protein CBSCBSPB3. The coding region runs from base 158 to 1762 and encodes 534 amino acids. The transcript has 14 exons. NCBI's taxonomy places the organism in Eukaryota, Viridiplantae, Streptophyta, Magnoliopsida, Fabales, Fabaceae. Gene Ontology annotation, molecular function: protein binding. The record is from RefSeq and is a predicted model, not a curated record.
GUAAUUAAUGAAAACUAAAAAGGAAGAAGAAAAGAGAAGAGAGAGGAGAAAGAGUUUGAUGGUGGUGGCUGGUGGAGGAAGAAAGACAGAAACAGAAAAAGAAGAACACUAACCUCUGUCUCUGUCUCUGUCUCUCUCUGUUUAAAGGAAAAAAAACAUGAACGGUCUAACGAGGAGGAACAGUGGGACCCACAGAAAACCUCCUUCUAUGUCCAAAAAAUUUGAAAAUGGAAUCCACAGCGAACCUUCCAGCAAACCUUCUUCUCCUCCUUCCCUUGAGUCUGAUGGAGGUGAAAGGACGGUUAAGAAGCUACGGUUAUCCAAAGCCCUAACUAUAUCCGAGGGGACAUCAGUUUCAGAUGCAUGUCGCAGAAUGGCCGCGCGGCGUGUCGAUGCUGUUUUGUUGACUGAUGCCAAUGCUUUGUUAUCUGGAAUUAUGACUGACAAGGAUAUUGCUACUAGAGUUAUUGCCGAGGGUUUGCGACCGGAUCAGACAAUGGUGGCAAAAGUAAUGACUCGGAAUCCUUUAUUUGUGACAUCGGAUACGUUGGCUAUUGAUGCUCUUCAAAAGAUGGUACAAGGUAAAUUCAGGCACCUGCCUGUUGUGGAAAAUGGUGAAGUCAUUGCCAUACUGGAUAUUACCAAAUGUCUUUAUGAUGCCAUAUCAAGGAUGGAGAAGGCUGCUGAGCAGGGGAGUGCAAUUGCAGCUGCAGUUGAAGGCGCAGAACGCCAGCGGGGUAGCAAUGCAUCUGCUCCAAAUGCUUUGUUAGACACAUUGAGAGAGAGAAUAUUCAGGCCUUCCUUGUCAACCCUAAUCAGCGAAAAUACGAAGGUUGCUAUUGCAUCAGCAGCAGAUCCCGUAUAUGUAGCUGCAAAAAAGAUGCGGGAGUUGCGUGUUAAUUCAGCUGUUAUCGUGUCUUUGUCAGGAACCAAGAUUCAGGGCAUACUCACUUCAAAGGACAUACUUAUGCGUGUUGUGGCUCAAAAUCUCUCCCCCGAGUUGACUCUAGUGGAAAAGGUAAUGACUCCAAACCCAGAUUGUGCAACACUAGAUACAACAAUACUUGAUGCACUUCAUAUGAUGCACGAUGGGAAAUUCUUACAUCUUCCUGUGGUAGACAGACAUGGAUAUGUUGCUGCUUGCGUUGAUGUUUUGCAGAUAACUCAUGCGGCAAUUUCCCUGGUUGAGAGUAGCUCUGGAGCUGUUAAUGAUGUGGCAAAUACAAUUAUGCAAAAAUUUUGGGACUCAGCUUUUGCUCUAGAGCCACCCGAAGAUUCUGAUUCUCAUAGCGAAGUUUCAGCGCUCAUGACCUCUGAUGGAGCAGAUACAACAAAGUCUGCAUAUCACUCUAUGGGUUUUGGAAAUUCAUUUCCUUUCAAAUUUGAGGAUCUCAAUGGUCGUGUGCACCGAUUCAACUGUGGUACUGAACAUCUAGAUGAGCUAGUAUCUGCAGUCAUGCAGAGAGUAGAUAUCAAUGACAGAGAACGACCUGCGAUUGUGUACGAGGACGAUGAAGGUGAUAGAAUUGUUCUUGGAACCGAUAAUGAUCUUGUUUCUGCUGUCAGCUAUGCUAGAUCUGCAGGAGUGAAGGCAUUAAAGUUGUAUUUGGAUUUCGGCAAUUCAGCCAAACCAACAACACUGCAAUCUAGUACAUCCACUAUACAGAAAUCUAGUGUUUUGUCUCGCCGCUCCAGUAUUCUUGCAGGUGCUAUUGUGGUAACAAGCAUUGGUGUAUUAGUCUACCUAAAACGUUCCAAAUGAUGUGUUUUGCGGUUUAAGCGGGGAAGAAGCAAUAGUCACUCUGCAUGAAUCCCAGAGCUCUUUCGUCUUUUAAACAACUCAUUGCGGCAAAGGAAAUACUGGAGAUACUGAAAUAGGAGAGCUUCUCUAAUACUUAUUUUUAUGUUUGGGAUUAGUAUUUAUCCCAAUGAGAUGAGCCAAAGUUAUCAGUUAAGAUGGUAACAUAUUUUUUCGGUCUCUGAUGUAAUUGUCGACGGUAGUCCUUUCUCCUUAAUCCUUCUAAACGAUAGUAUGUAUAGAUAUUGUCUUGUUAUUACACAAUAACGAGAAAUGUUGGGGUUCUGCAUUUUUUGUUGAUGUCAAGCUUACUUGUAAAUUGAUUGCAAUGAUGUCUUGCAAAUGCUGAUUUUUCAUGGUAAUUUACUCGAAGUGUCUUGUUGCCACGGGACAAUUUCAUUAGUCCUUUAAUGUUA